This is a messenger RNA of Erigeron canadensis, 1326 nucleotides long. RefSeq names its product protein IQ-DOMAIN 33. NCBI's taxonomy places the organism in Eukaryota, Viridiplantae, Streptophyta, Magnoliopsida, Asterales, Asteraceae. The coding region runs from base 31 to 1218 and encodes 395 amino acids. The transcript is spliced from 6 exons. The record is from RefSeq and is a predicted model, not a curated record. Gene Ontology annotation, molecular function: protein binding.
CAAACUAACUGAACUCUGUCAGUUAUAGAGAUGGGAAUCACUGGAGAACUAGUGAGGAGUGUGUUCUCUAAAAAUCGAUCUUUCGGAACCACUCAUGACACCAAUGUGAUCAGAAACAAUGCAGUUGAAAGAAAGAGAUGGGCAAGUGUGAGAUCAUACCUUUGUGGUGAUGAAUACAAUUCGGUUAUGGCUGAAGAAGAUAUGGACUCUAGAAAAAGCUCGAAAGAAGCCAUGAGUACUUCCGUUUUUCUAGAUCAUUAUUCGGGUUCUUGCAGAACUUCAAAAGCUACUAUUUUUAGUUCAAGAAUCGAUGAUGAUUCAUCUAUCAAAGGUUCUGAGGCUAGUGUCACACAGCCCAUUUCAGAAAAAUCUAAUGACACUCUAGAGUCAGAGGAAAAGACUAAUUUAAAAUCUGAACAUGAUGCUGCAGUUGUCAUUCAGUCAGCAUUUAGAAGUUUUCGGGCCAGAAGACUAAUUGAAAGCCUUAAAUCUGCGAGUGUUGUUGAUCAAGAGGUUGCAGUGCCCUUAGGAAGUCCAAGUAAAGAAUCAAUAGCAACAUCAAUAGAAGUCCAAACUGGGAACUCGGUGGUUGAAUUUAACGAGUGUAGUGAGAGUUUUGCGCGUCGUAUAAAGCAUACAAAGGGAGUUAAGGCACAAACAUUGAGACUAAAGCAGGAAGAUUGGGACGAUAGCACUGUGAGUAGCAACAUAUCAAGAAUGAGGAUUCAGAAUAGACUCGAGGCAUCUACCAGGCGCGAAAGGGCACUCGCUUAUGCUUUCUCACAGCAGCUGAGGAUCUGCUCAAAGAAGAAACAAAAUGUACGAAAUGGGAAUGAGUCAGAAGCAAAUAUGAGUUGGAGUUGGCUUGAGAGAUGGAUGGCAACCCGGCAACACGACACUUCUUUUGGGGACAUUAGCAAACAAUUUGAACAGUUAAAUGGGAGUCAAAAACUAAUGGUACAGAGUCAAAUACUAUCAGAUUUAGCAGGGGAAGAGAAGGAAAGUUGUGGAUCAAAUGAAGUGUCUAUGCAUUUUGAUAAUGUCUCUUUGAGCUCAAAAACGGGUGAAAAAUCUUACUACAAACCAGCUCGAAACAGGCUCAAGGCUACAAGUAUCUCGAGGCGAAAAACCUCACCAAGUUAUGGGUUCACUAAGGAGUAUUCUAAGGUGAACAAGCAAGGAGGAGAAAGGGAAAUGAUAUGUGAAGAUAAACAAUAACUAGUUGCUACUAGUCUUGAUUGUAGAUUUUACUGUUAAAUAAUGUUUACUGCUGUAAGUCAUUUGAUGGUGUGGUAUAUAUGUAAAAAAAGUUAAGAGUUUUAUCUA